This is a messenger RNA of Meleagris gallopavo (turkey), 318 nucleotides long. It is a transcript of the gene NRARP, whose product is annotated as NOTCH regulated ankyrin repeat protein. Gene Ontology annotation, cellular component: cytoplasm. NCBI's taxonomy places the organism in Eukaryota, Metazoa, Chordata, Aves, Galliformes, Phasianidae. The record is from RefSeq and is a predicted model, not a curated record. Gene Ontology annotation, molecular function: enzyme inhibitor activity; protein binding; phosphatase regulator activity.
AGCGACGUGUCGCCGUGCGCGGCGCCGCCCAGCCAGCGCGUCUUCCAGGAGGCCGUGCGUCGCGGCAACACCAAGGAGCUGCAGUCGCUGCUGCAGAACAUGACGAACUGCGAGUUCAACGUGAACUCCUUCGGGCCCGAGGGGCAGACGGCGUUGCACCAGUCCGUCAUCGACGGCAACCUGGAGCUCGUCAAGCUGCUCGUCAAGUUCGGCGCCGACAUCCGCCUGGCCAACCGCGACGGCUGGAGCGCGCUGCACAUCGCCGCCUUCGGGGGCCACCAGGACAUCGUGCUCUACCUGAUCACCAAGGCCAAAUAC